This is a messenger RNA of Heterobilharzia americana, 4358 nucleotides long. NCBI's taxonomy places the organism in Eukaryota, Metazoa, Platyhelminthes, Trematoda, Strigeidida, Schistosomatidae. The record is from the annotation of a GenBank genome assembly.
AGGACCGGCGGGUAAUUGGUAAGCUAGUUAACCGGGCGAGGUUAGGGUACAAUCGGUACCAAAAAGGUAAAAUGUGGGAGAACUGCAUCCCCUGUAUAUAAAAAUGGCUUCUUGAAGACAUGUCUGAAUUUAAGAAUGAAUGGCCCAAACUACUUGGCUGAAAAUGCAUUUAUAUACUCCGGAAUCUGAUGGUUCGACCUGAUCGCGGAUUUGGUUUGGCCGAUAGAUUUUGCAACUGCAUUACCAGGCACAUCGGCAAGUACAUAAUGUUCAUCACUUACCGAUCCCUUUUAUCAUAUAGGUUGAUAGUUUGAAUCAAAAAUUCAUUGUUGUAUGUACAGUGUCAAGGCCGCAUUGUUGAGGUCCCUUUUUGAUCAAAUAAUAACACAGAUUGCGCCUAGGCAUAACAUAGAAGCAAACGUACCAACUGCCCUCUGUUAUAAUUAGGAUAUUUUCCGGCUACGAGUGACUCAAGGAAGCUACGUACACUAUACGAAGGGAUACAGUCGUAUGUUUUCGGCUGAUUGAAAACCUGCUCCGGACCGGACGCUGUGGUGUGACCGGGAUAAUCGUAUUUUGGCCAUGGGAGAUCAAAGGCCUCUCAGAGUUCUGCACAGUCCACUCAUUGAAGAGCGCUGAUAAUUGACUUUAGGGCUGUGGCUAGCUUCUGAGUAUCACUGAUUCUUAAUUACCUGCCAUUUCUAAGAGUUGGGCAUGGUAGGCUGAUCAUUUUCUACUUCAGUGGCUUGGACAGUUAGGAUCCUAUAACGAAUUUUUAUCCCUCUUUGUGAGUUUAUUACCACUAGUUCGGGACUAUCAAGAACCUCUGCAAAAUGUAUCAAAAAACUGCUCAUACUGGAAAAAAGCCCAAAUACUUCAAACUGGUGGGUGAAUAACUGAAGGAAACUCAUCCAAAAAGCAAAACACAGCAGGCUUUGGCAUGAAAGCACGUAAGGUAUCAGUAAUCUGACCCGAGAUGAAAUCGUCCCAUUUUCACAGUGAGAGCUUCCAAGUAUGCAUAUUUUUAAGUCCUGCUGUUUGAUGAAUUCACUGUAAUAUUUUCGCCUCAUAUGGUGGGGACUGGAUGUAUUUCGUUAGGUUCAGUGACAGUCCCCUUUCUACGUUCACCUUUCAGUAGUUAUGGACGGUUGUUGGCACUUCCUGACAGAAAUUAUCUGGUGCAAGUGAGAUAGCCUUUAUCAGCAUGACAUUUAAUUUUGCAACGUACACACUCAUUUGAUAAUAUUGUUUCCUCCCUAGUGAUUAGACAGGUAUACUCCGAUUGCUGAAUAGAUUCAAACUUUGUUCUUCAUACAAAAUACCUUGACAAGUAUAUACCUUAUUGGUUUGUUGGAAAUGCUUUGUGCGUAUAAAUCAAGUUUACAAAUUUAACACUUCACUUAGUACCCUAAUAUGUCUGAGGGUUAUGGAACUACACCGACAGGUUAAGCGUCUCGGUCAGUUGUAACGCAAACAUAAAAUAUUGUGUCACUUUGAUAUUACUUUAGUGUGAAGAAAGGAUGGUGAAUGAAAACGGGUGAAACUCAUAAACAAUUUGUAUGUGCUGUGAAGUGAUAUUUUCCUGUUCUUUUCAUAACUUGCGGACACGUUCAACAUUGUGGUAAACUUUAAUGUCCCCCCUUCUAUGUUACUCAGGUCAGCUGAAGUGUCGAAUAUUUCUCCACCGCCAUCAAUUGGACGGUGCCUGUACACUGAACUAUUUCAUGUCAAACUCCCAAUUUGAAAAUAGAAUAUUUAUUUAAUUAUUUACCUAUUUAUUUACAAUGAUUGUCCUCACGUUUCACUGUGAGGGUUAUUAACAAGACUACGGACGACGAACAAAGUCGUGCGGAGCAAUGACCUGGACACAACCCAUAAUGCAAGAAAAACUGUGAAGGCUUCAUGAAAAGGAUUAUGCAAAGAACACGCAAAAUCACAUUUUCGGUGAAAACUUUGGAGCUAAAAGUUCUAACGGGUCCAAUGCCCCAUGGUUGACGCGCUCUUUUCUACAUAGUCUGUGUAUAAUCCCCUUGGAGACUAAAGAAAGUCUUUAAAAAUCACAGCAACCAUUUAUAAAUACUUUUGUGAUGAAAAAGUGUGAGACGUUGUCACAGUUGUUGUACGAGUUCAAAUGUUAUGGAUGCCCUGUGUAACGCUGCACCCAUUUGUUGAGCAUUCGUAAACCAUCCGUCCAGUCGGUGACCCAAACUCAGAUAAGCACGCUAAGAAGAAUUUAAGGCACACCUCAGCCUGUUGGUCACUCUCAGUUUAUCAAUGGGUCAAAAUAAGGGUGGAAGUGUAGUCGGCUCUGUUUCUCAAAAAUUAGGCCCAGUUACUGCGGACCGUGGUGACUAGUGAUUUUAUGUUUCCUUCGUUCCCUUUAGAACCUCAUACAAAGGUGAGCCGGAAAGGAAACCCCGUACACAAGAUUGAAAUCCAACAGCGUGGAGAAAUGACCUGAUGGGCCUCCAGUUUGUCAGUUUCGCAACGCAAAUAUUCCAUUUUGAUGAUUUUUAAGAACAGCGACUGGAGUCAGGCAGAGAAACGAGGUUCUAUCACCUGAAAAGAACUCGCCUCCUACGAAGAAGGAAGGAAUGGCUUCAGGUUAAGGAAAACUCAUUCUAAGUUCGCACGGGGAAAGUAUGCUCACUCCACCGAAAGCUGUACUGAAAGCGUUGUCCAGUAUCUCACCGAAGGCCAGGCCACCCCCGAUCUCAAUGAGCGGCAGUGCACGGUGCGAUCGAAAAACCUGGUUUCAUCUCAUCAUCAAACCACAGUAAACAGUCACGAAAAGCUUCUUACUCAAGUAAUUCAUCACUAAGAGGGGUGAAAAUGAUUCAGAGAUCAACUUGACACUUUCAUAGAUUUAUAGGCCGAUAUAUUGCUAAAGUCAACAUUUUUAAGUUCGAAAACCUUUGAAACAGGUUCUGAUCUUCAUGGUUCUAAGGAUAUACAAUCUGUGACUGAAAGCCGAGAUGGAGUUUGUUCUCGGUUUCCGGUCCGUAGGUACGAAACGGGUGCAGGGAUUUAAUGGUUGGUAUGCGAACUUACCAAGAACCCGUUCGUGACAUGUUCACACCACUUCCUCAUCGGUUUAUUCUCGCCAAUUUGCUUGCCAUCUGAACACAUGAUUUCUUUCCGGAUGUUAAUCUCAAUAAACCAGUAGAAACAGCCACUGCGGAAGUGCGUAGGCGAUAAAAGCCCUUCGAGGAACUGUCAAGAUUUUCAACGGCCUUCCGUAUGCUGACCAGGUCGAGUAAAAUACAUAAACUGUGUGACUGAGACGUGAACCUGUGCCACAAAACCGAUAACACAUCGUACGAUGAAAUACGCCAAGGAAUGAGCACAGGAAAAAACGCUACAACAAGGACUACAUAAAUUGACAAACAGGAGAAAAUGACUGUCAAAAAACGCAGACAACGAGCGAAGCCAUCCAUCAAAAAAAUUAACAGAGAAGAAAGAAAAAACCACAGAAACAAUGAUCGAAAAGAGGCUGAAAAAAGCUGCGCCGCACAGAAAGGUCUCAAAAUGCAAAGGCCUACAAGCAUUCCAUGGAGGUGAAGAGCAGGUUCUCACUGUUUCUGGACGAUGCGCUGAGUAGUGAGGAUCCAGACAUUCUGCUAUCUAAGUUGCAAACCAAACGGACUGAGAAGACCAAGAAGGAGAAGUCUCACGUGCAGCAGCAACAACAACAGCAGGCCACACCUGUGAAAGUCGACACAGUAAUCAAGAAUGAGACGAAAGUUGAUUCAGCAGUCCCGAAAGCUGCACCUCAACCGUCCAAGUCCCCUGGCUCCACAGAGAUACCCCGAGUGCCCCCAGAGGACAUGCAGAACUAUGCUGCUAAGGAGGCAGAGGAACCAGUUAGUACUUUUUCGCGUGGUCGUGGCUUGGGCAGGGGGGCACCUCGAGGGAUGCGUGCAGGAAGAGGUCAGGGACCACGUAUGCUCCCAACAGAAACACCUCCCGACUUCGCUGGUGACCUGAAUACAUCUAGAGGGACGGGUUUUGAUUCGAGAGGGCGUGGGAGAGGCAGAGGAAGAGCAACGUAUGGCCGGGGUCGUGGCAUGCCGUUCAACUCAAGUCGCGAAUUCGACCAUCAGAAUGGUCCUGAUCGCCAGGGUCCAAGACAAUAUGGUAGGAGAGAUGGAAACUGGAACCCACAAGAGGCUGACGGACAAGCAGCACCUGAGGGUGGUGAUGCAGAGCAGGCUGUACGUUUGUCAGAAGAUCAAACUGCAGUCGGAGACGGGUUGGAACGUCCACAACCGGAGGCUGAAGAAGAGGCGAAUGGUGCUACAGAGACACCCGUGGAGGAGGAACCCAAGAGCUACACUCUGAGUAACUUGUCUUGGUGA